Molecule: messenger RNA, 1169 nt
Organism: Rubroshorea leprosula
Lineage: Eukaryota; Viridiplantae; Streptophyta; Magnoliopsida; Malvales; Dipterocarpaceae
Source: the annotation of a GenBank genome assembly
AAUUGACUUGGAAUUAUAAGUUUGCAGAGCUGAAUUCAAUGGAUAUUCUGCGGAAACAAAGCGCUUGCUUUUGGUGGGCCAAGGGUCUAUCAUUCAUCUACAGUGCUUGCUUUUCGUUUUCCUUUUGGCCUUUGUCUCUCUGCUGCAACUUGCAAGGCUCAAUUAUUCAAUAUUAGAUCGAACAAUCGACUAUAAGAGCGAUGGUAGUCGGUGCGCGAAGGAACACUGUCUUCUUUUCUGCUACCUUUCUAUCUCUGUUUGUAACAUCAUUGCUUCUGACUAAUGGUGAAGCUUUUGGUUAUCCAUCAAUUGUGAAGCCUCCAGCCUCUUGGACUAACGUCGUCUCAACUGACUUUAGCUAUUGGGAAUCAGCAGGGGUGAGACCUAUCUUGAUCAAUGGUAAUUUUGUUUGUGGCUUCCACUGCAAAUUUGAAGGAACCGCCUGCCUCUUUGCGGUAUCGAUCUUCCCAUCUAGUUUCGGUGGCAACUCCAGCUUUUCUCCACAACUGGUAUGGUCUGCUAAUCGAAAUAAUCCGAUUGGACUUUGGGCAAAAUUGCAACUUUCUCAAGGGGAUUUAACACUGCAAGAUGAUUAUGGCACUCUGGUUUGGUCUACAAACACAACAGGUAAAUUUGUUUCAGGAAUGAAGUUAACUCAUCAGGGUAACCUUAUGCUGUUUGAUAGAAACAAUGAGAUGGUUUGGCAGUCUUUUGAUCAUCCGACAGACUCUUUGGUUAUUGGGCAGAGGCUAGUUUCUGGGCAGAAAUUAGUGGCAAGUAUUUCAGCCACAAAUUAGAGUGAGGGUCUAUAUUCGUUUUCAAUUGAUGAUGAUGGUUUUGUAGCUUCUGCAGGAUCAGAUGCUACCAUAGCCUAUUACCGAUUCUUUAUGUAUCCAACAAGAAGCCAAACGGGGCAGUUUUAUGUUGAGCUCACGAAAAUAAGUUUUGGUCUCUUUUUUCCAGGAUCCGGAGUAAGUUUCAUACAGUUAGGCUGUGAUGGGCACUUGAGGUCCUUUGGGUGGGUAGAAUCAAACUGGAAGGAAGUCAAGGAUUUCAUUGGGAAUCAACUCAAUCGAUGUGAUUACCCACUGGCCUGCAGAAGAUAUGGAAUUUGUCUAGAAGAAGGAUGUAGUUGCCCAAAACUGGUUGAAAAAAAUGGACCUAUGUAU